Molecule: messenger RNA, 1368 nt
Organism: Lachancea thermotolerans CBS 6340
Lineage: Eukaryota; Fungi; Ascomycota; Saccharomycetes; Saccharomycetales; Saccharomycetaceae
Gene: RNQ1
Product: prion domain-containing protein RNQ1
Exons: 1
Coding region: 1-1368 (455 amino acids)
Source: RefSeq, a predicted model, not a curated record
AUGCCAAACUAUGCUUGUCACGUGCUUCACUCGCUGCUGUCCAUGUGGCCUAAACCGGCGUCCCUGACAUAUUUUUCCAGCUGGCAUCUUUUCAGGGAAAGGUUUGAAAAAUUGGAAUGCACUCGUUUGCAAUUAAGGUUCAACACCUGGAGUUCCGACACAGAUCAAGCAAAGCAGAACUACAGGAUGAACGUCGAUCAACUUAUCAAUCAAGCGCAGCAGCUCUUCGAGCAAGGCAGACAUCAAGAGGCUGUCGAAUCGCUAACUACCGCUACAAAGCAAGACCCUUCUCCAAACCAGCAAUCGUACAUUGAAGAGACGAUCAAUAAAAUUGGCCAGCAUGUGGUGAACAACGGUGACGAGAGCGGCACCCGUGGUAUCGGUGGAUCGCUGAUGAGUGCUUUCAUGGGUGGCCAGGGAAACAGCGGCUAUGGCGGUUCCCAAUCCCAAUUGAGCAAGCUGGCCCUGCUCAGCACGAUCUUGGGCUCUUCCAACAAGAAUUCAGGCUCUUUCAACUUGGGCUCUGUUGCCUCGAUGUUCACCGGCAGCGGCAAGCAAAACACUCAAAAUUACGGUAACAACAACUACGGUAACAACAACUAUGGCAACCCCCAGAACAACUACGGCUACAACAACGGGGGAAACCAGUCUGGUAGCGGCUCUGGGCUGUCUUCUUUGGCUGGCAAACUGUUUGGAGGAAAGCACAGCUCUCAGCAAAACAAUACACCACCUCCCCCUCCUCCACAGCAGCAACAGCAGUCAGGCUCUUUUGGGAGUCUCGCUUCCAUGACUAGCUCGUUUUUAGGGGGUGGCAAGCAGUCCAACCACGGCAACCAAGUCCCACCACCUCAACAGUACGGCAACCCUCAACAGGGCAGUUACGGCCAAAUGUACAACUCUGGCUCUCAGGGACAACAGCAGGGACAGUACGGUAAUUACGGAGAGCAGGGCAACUAUGGUCCACCAGGUGGGCACCGCCCUCAAGGUAACCACGGUCCACCAGGUGGCUUUGGCUCACAGGGCGGGAACUUCGGUGGCAGACAAGGCAACAGUGGUUCGCACGAAAACUUUGGUCAAGGCGGCGGCUAUGGCCAAACUGGCCGUCACGAACAGCAAGGCCGUUUUGAGAAUCAAGACAACUUUGGCUCUCAAGGAAACUACGGCCAGGGUGGGUACGGUCAACAGAACAACUUCAGUGAAUCUGGUUUUGAGGGACGCAGAGGCGGUCAGGCAAGUGAGUACUACCAGGGCCAACAAUCGGGCUCAGGUCAAGGGUACCAACGUCCUUCGGACAACCAGAACCAAGAGUCAUCUGGCCAAGGUUUUAGUUUUGCUGGUAACUUCGUCCCUGGUAACGGCAGAAAUUAA